AUAUUCAUAGAUACGUGUGUCUUUGGAUCACUUAGAAAAAAGCGAGAUAAUGAUUUCCCGAAACUAACUAAAGAACAAAACAAAAUAAAAAAAAUCCCAAGUAGAGAAGUCAGUAAAUACUAAAUAUUAUUGAGGAGAAAACAAAAAAAAAGAUACCUUUAACAAUUAACAAAAAUAUGAAACAACUGAAAAAUAUUCGAAAAAUGUUUUCCUAUGAGAUAUAAAGCUUAUCGAGAGCGCCGCUUUCACUUACCUCUUCAUCUACCUUCUUCUUCCUUCUCGUACGUUUUUCUAAUGUGGAGCUAGCAAAUCUGGCUAUCGAAACCCCUAAUCACAAGCUCAACCUGAGAGCCUUCAAGGCCAAUCACAAGAAAGUCAUGAGCCCGAUGAUAAGAGCAGAGGAGGAAGAAGAUUAUACGAGUCCACCGUGGCUAAUGCCAAUGCUACGAGGCAGCUACUUUAUCCCUUGUUCGAUCCACGUCAACUCCAACAAAAACGAAUGCAACAUGUUCUGUCUCGAUUGUGCUGGAACUACUUUUUGCUCUUACUGUCUGGUCAAACAUAAAAACCAUCGCGCUGUUCAGAUAAGGAGAUCUUCUUACCACAACGUGGUAAGAGUGAAUGAGAUACAAAAAUACUUAGACAUCACUUGCGUUCAAACAUAUAUAAUCAACAGUGCAAGGAUACUGUUCCUCAAUGAAAGACCUCAGCCAAGAAUCGGAAAAGGUGUUACAAACACUUGUGAAAUAUGUUGUAGAAGCCUUCUCGAUUCUUUCCGCUUCUGCUCUCUAGGUUGCAAGCUCGGGGGAAUGAAGAGAGGGGAUCAAAGUCUGACCUUCUCAAUGAGAGGAAAGCAGGGGAGAGAGCAUCAAGGUGGGUUGGAAUCAGACGAGGCUACCACACCAACUAAACUGCGUAAGACCAAUGCUUUCAACCGUCUGAUGAGUGGUCUCUCAAUCUCUACCGUUAGGUUUGAUGACUAUGGUCCAGGUGGUGAUCAACGGUCUUCAAGCUCUGGCGAUGAAGGUGGUUUCAGUUUUUCUCCGGGAACACCUCCGAUAUAUAAUCACCGGAAUUCAAGCAGACGAAAAGGGAUUCCACGCCGUGCUCCGUUCUAAAAAAAAAUUACUUAAUUACAAUCCCGUAUAUUGAAUAUUAAUAAUUAAUAAAUUAAUACUAUAAAUAGAAAAUAGGGUAAUAAUACGCAUCAAUAUUAUAAUGUGUAACUCUUGGGUAAAAUCUAGGUUGUAGUCAUAAUGUUGAACAUGGGCAGUGUCGUCUUUUUAUAGUUUCUUUUCAUAAAUGAUAAAGGGAACACAAUUAGGCACAUAUAUAUACAUAAAUAUAUUUUAAUAUAAAUAUAGAAAAAUUUAGAUUAUAUAGUUAAGGGUUUGAUGUACCUUUGCUAAAAAACGCAUGGCUUUGUUUUGUGUUGCAAUGUAUUUUGUACAUUAAUUUGUUCAUACUGUAAUAAUAUGAAGUAAAACUGUAAUAACUGGAUCGUAUAUAUAAACGCUGAUGCGUUUUCUACUGCA
Molecule: messenger RNA, 1535 nt
Organism: Raphanus sativus (radish)
Lineage: Eukaryota; Viridiplantae; Streptophyta; Magnoliopsida; Brassicales; Brassicaceae
Product: protein RGF1 INDUCIBLE TRANSCRIPTION FACTOR 1
Exons: 4
Coding region: 378-1118 (246 amino acids)
Source: RefSeq, a predicted model, not a curated record